This is a messenger RNA of Paramecium octaurelia, 253 nucleotides long. The record is from the annotation of a GenBank genome assembly. NCBI's taxonomy places the organism in Eukaryota, Ciliophora, Oligohymenophorea, Peniculida, Parameciidae.
AUGUCUAAUCCAGACAAGGCUAAAUGGAAUCCUUAAAGAAUAACAAUUAAUCUGGUGAUUCUAGCUGGAUUUCUUUAAAUCUUAACCUUCCACCACAAUAUUCAAUAAAGAUUUUACUUCCAUUUAGGAAGUAUAAAAUAUAUUUAAAUUAGAAUUGACAAUUGGAGUGGCGAGAGGUUCUAAUUAAUAUAUAAUAAUCAGGUGGAUACUAGAAAUUUUUGAAAUGGUGAUGGUAAUGGUCUAUGUAGUCUGA